CCAGCGCGAUAAAUUAAAAUUAUUCCGGAUGCGAAAAUAAAAAUUUAUGUAGCCAACUAUCUCUUAUGCAUUGCAUUUUUACUUGAUCAACUGUAUGCACAUGUUUUUAUUGCGGUAGAUUAAUACUACAAUUUGUUAAAGUAAAUAACUAAUUGUUGAAGUGAGUGUUCGUGGAGAAGUAGCAUAAUGGUCCUCAUACUUCUGCUUUUGAUGCUUUGUGCGAAAUUCCACGAAGUUGCCAUGGAAUAUAAUGAAGGAGCAGGAGCUUUGGUCAUGUUUAUUGAUCCAGUAUUCACGUGCAAUGAUGGCACUCGUAUCCGCGGACGUCAAUUAUGCGAUGGAAAAAGAGACUGCACUCAGUAUGAAGAUGAAGAUGAACCCAUUUGUCCCGGCGAAGGGACUAAACUAACAGUAAACGAUGAAAAUGUAGCCGAUACCGAUCUCUACUACAGAGUUAACGAAACGUUGGAAGUAGUUUGUAAUGGAGAUACGGUACACAUCGUAUGGAAAGGUCCACCGAAUAGCUGGAAUAUUCCAGAAACACAGAGGGCAACAAGCAAUCGUGUCGACGCGGAACGUAUUAAAAAUAAGAAAAUAGCAUUGAAAAUCAAAGCAAUCCAGACCAUCGACGAAGGAACCUACAUCUGCGAAGUAGCCAAAGGAAAAAACACUAUAAAAUCAAAACGUUUCGAACUCUACGUAAUUGAUCCUGUUCAAAUAACUGACUUUUCACAAAGCACAACUACCAGGGAAGGUGGCUACGUUGAGCUGAGAUGUCUAUCAACAGGCCACCCUAAGGCAAUUCUGAAUUGGUAUUUCAACGAAGUACAUUCCUAUGGAACAUCACAUUCUUACAAACUUAUCGAUGGCCAAACCAAUUCACAUAUUUUCAAAUUGGACGGCGAUAAUUUACUCAUCAGCAAUAUAACUUACCGAGAGGCGGGCAGGUAUAGGUGUGAGGCGAUUCAAGAUAUCGAAAAAGGUUCCACGGAUAGACGAACCAUCGAUGUGAAUGUUGAACAUAAACCGUACCCCUCGAAGAAUCAUACCAUUUACGAGAAGAAGCUCCACACAUAUGUCGAAGUGCCAUGUGAAAUGGUCGCCAAUCCUGAGCCUUUCUACACGUGGUUUCAAAAUGUCAAUGGCACAUUUCAAAUGAUUAGUCCUCCGAGUCCAGAUAGACUGCUCAAAAUAAAUUUCAACCAAGAGUCGCAAUUCGGCGAAUACAAAUGUCAGGCUAAUAAUGAAAUUGGUUACAAUUGGCAGUAUAUUUCAUUAAUUCCAUUGGAAAACCCAAGACCACCGAAAAUCGAACUGUAUACAGUAACAAAAACUUACGCCUAUCUUAAAGCUAUAGCUGAGAGAAACAGUAGCUUCAUUUUCUAUAAUAUCGAAUUCAAGAAAAAGGAUACCAGAGAGUGGACUGGUAUGAAUGUUACUCUAGGUGAAACCUGGGAUACGAAAUACGAAAUACAAAAUUUAUACGAAAAAACGAGUUAUAUCAUAAGAGUAAGAUCUAUCAACGAUUUGGGUAUGAGUGAGCCAUCAAAUGAAAUAGAAUUUACCACAGCAUAAGGAUGAGAAUUUACCAGGGCGUCAGGAAUACGACUCGCCGCAUCAUUUAUUGAAUUAUUAGCUAUUUUGAUUAGACAUAUGUUUUAAAUAUUCUCUGGAAAGUGAAAAAAUAAAAAAGAGAAGUUUGUA
Molecule: messenger RNA, 1704 nt
Organism: Planococcus citri (citrus mealybug)
Lineage: Eukaryota; Metazoa; Arthropoda; Insecta; Hemiptera; Pseudococcidae
Product: netrin receptor DCC-like
Exons: 10
Coding region: 187-1575 (462 amino acids)
Cellular component (GO): neuron projection
Molecular function (GO): protein binding
Source: RefSeq, a predicted model, not a curated record